Haliotis rufescens (red abalone) is the source of this 2085-nucleotide messenger RNA. RefSeq lists its product as uncharacterized. The record is from RefSeq and is a predicted model, not a curated record. The transcript has a single exon. NCBI's taxonomy places the organism in Eukaryota, Metazoa, Mollusca, Gastropoda, Lepetellida, Haliotidae. Bases 867 to 1469 code for a protein of 200 amino acids.
CUUGCAAUUUGCCACUCUUUCAUGGAAAUGGAUUUCCCAUACUCGCGGCAAUCAGUUUAUAUUCAUUUCGUCUUUGAUCACGCUGUGCAUGUCUUCCAGUGCGUACACAAGAGUUUGUGUAAGAGGGAUCUUUAUGAUUGGGUAUAGCUGCUUUACAAGUCGUGAUCGUGUAAACGCAAAGUCUAUUACACUCAGUAAACAUACAUGUACAAUUUGGCUUAAACGAACAGGUGGUUUAGGGUGUGCGAACUACAAUGCAUUGUGAACAAACGACCCAGUAUGUCGGAAGCACGUUCUGGGUACCUGCUCGUGAUAAAUCUGGAUGUAUUACAUGAGGCCAAAAAACUUGCGGGAGAAACUCAGGCAACACUCCCUAGAUACGACUCAACAUCGAUCUCAUCUCACUGUUUGUGUCUAGCCACGCAGGGGGACGCGCACCCAUCGACGUUUGCUCACAGUUAAUACCCGUGAUUAAACGGUUUAUCUGCACGCUACUCAGUCUGACAAGGCUUUGUGCAUGACGGGUAUUGAUAUUUUGAUACACUACCAAAGUCACUUGAUAACAACACCAGUGUGACGGUGUUUCGAUGCUUCAAUACAUCUGUUGACAACCACGGGCUUAUCAAACUCUCGGUGUCACAACUGAGUUGAACAUAUUGCUUUUCCUUCAAGUGGUGGACUAUUUAUUAAAGAUGGACAUAUGUGUAUUCAUUUGACAAUUGGAAUUUUAAUUACCAAGCGACAGUGUAUGAGAAGAAACAGUUUGUCGGUGAAAUAGAUUCAAUAUUGCUGCACCGUGCAGGUAAGACCUGACCAUUGCUAUGAUCGGCUAUGUGUUUUCGCACAUGUGAAUAGUGAGCAUAAACAUGGAGUCGAAUUCUAAUUCGGCUCCUCCAGUGAAUAACGCUCUGUUACCGGACAUUUACAACAAGUUGGAUGCAGACUUGCAAGAGAGGACACGUGUAAUUAACACUCAGUUAGACAAACGACUGUCAAUGCAGGAGAGAGUCCUUAAUAAGUACCGAAGGGCAGCGGAGAGGUUGUAUAAAGAAGAGUCCAUUAGAGUCAGACAAGAUCUUGUCAAAAUCAACAAAAAGCUACCAGCAGUUGGCAACAUCAGAAACUUUUGUUUAGGAUACAUUUCGCGGAAGAAGAAGCAUGGUAGGAAAAGGAAGGGCAUUCCUGAAGAGAAGAUAGACAUGCCUUUCUGUGAACGCCACUUUAUUCAUCAUCUUCCAACUAAGAAGAAGUUUUAUAAGCAGCCGACGCCAACUCCUCCUCCGCCAGGUGAUGUAGAAGGAGGAGCGAAUGUUGUCCCCGGUGAUGCUGCUGUAGUGAACGGGGUUGUUCCAGCAGGGGAGAGUGUGACCGACACGGAUGGAGUAGGAACCGACGUCUCACUUGGGGUGAUGUCUGAUGUGCAAUUGAAUCCAGUGGAACCAAGACGCGUGUUGCCUGCAUCGCGGUGACACGAUAGGUAGUCCACGCAGAAAAGUAUGGUAUCUCUGUUUCCUGGUGCAUUCGGCUGAUAUCAAGGUAUCAACUUAAACCACCUAUCGUCGUUGCCAUAUUUUGAACUGCUAUGUUGUACGUGAACCGACAUGUUCUUGAAAAUAUUGUUGUUUCCAUUACAUAUGAUGUUAGUGAUGGAUAUUUUUAUUGUCUUAUUUUAGAUUAAUGAGUUCAUCAUACGUGGGACGCCAUGGGGUGUACCUAAAUAUGAUGACACAUUUUGUGGCACAAUUUAGAGAACAUCGAGAGAACAUGGCUUCCAAACGUGACAAAUAAACAACUUUAAAGGUGUAUUAUUAUUUUAAUCAACUGGAAACUUACAUUUUUCAACAGUAAGUAUUAAAUGGUUUAAGCUUGUAAUCUUGAGAGUUGAGACGAUAUUGUAUUUCCAUUGGGCCUGUUUAAUACCGCGUUAUUGGUUGUCAACCGAGACUGAUUAUUAGAACAUUGUAUAACAAAUUGCGUCUGGUUGCGCCAAGAAAUGGAAUUACUGUUACAUAUAAUCAAUCACUGUCGCAUAAAACUGCUGUCAAAGCACCUGACAUGGUUAUAUGAUAAACUGCAUAACUUCCA